This is a messenger RNA of Miscanthus lutarioriparius, 1644 nucleotides long. The record is from the annotation of a GenBank genome assembly. NCBI's taxonomy places the organism in Eukaryota, Viridiplantae, Streptophyta, Magnoliopsida, Poales, Poaceae.
AUGCACAAUAUUAGCUUGGGAUCUACUCUAAAUCCUGAGGGCCCAAACAGAUCAUGGCUCUCACCCUCUGGCGACUUUGCCUUUGGUUUCCAGCCCCUGGAGACCAACUCCUCUCUCUAUCUACUUGCCAUCUGGUUCGAUCAGAUUGAUGAGAAGUUUACUGUUUGGUAUGCCAAUUGUACCACAGCAGUGUCACCUGGUUCAAGCCUGCAAUUUACCCUCAAUGGUACGCUUUGUCUCCGUGACUCCACUGGAUCUGAGAUCUGGGGCUCCCAGAUUGCUGGCGGUGCUUAUGCUUCCAUGAACGACAAUGGAAACUUUGUGGUUUAUGGAGCAGACGGCUCCCCCACAUGGCAAAGUUUUACUACACCAACAGACACCAUCCUGCCAUCCCAAGAGCUCGUUAGUGGGACUAUCCUCCACGCUAGGCUUAUGGACACCGACUGCUCAAAUGGUUGGUUCAUCCUCAGUCUUGAAACAAAUGGCAACCUGACUUUCUACACAGUGGCUGUUCCUACGGGAUUCCAGUAUGAUAGUUAUUGGUCUACUAACACAAGUGGAAAUGGUGGGAAGCUGGUCUAUGAUACGAAUGGCACAAUCUACUAUGCCUUGGAGAACAUGCAGCACCCUACCAUUGACAUAUUGCCAGCAGAGAUGGACUCAACAGAUCAGUACUACCAUUGGGCAAAACUUGACCCAGAUGUGUUUGAUAAUAGUGGCCACUGCUGGAAGAAGAAGCUACCUUUGUCUAACGGGAAUGAAGGGAGCGAAGUUCAAAGGACAGUUUAUCUCAAGGUGCCGAAGGAUAAUCAUUCACAGACUCUACUGAAUAUUGAGGUCAGCACUAAAUGGAAAACCAAUAGGAAGGAUUGGAUACUUGGAGGAUCGAUCAUUAUAGGUAGUUCUGUCUUUCUGAACUUUCUCUUCAUCUCAGCCCAUUUUCUGGGAGCUCGCUUUAGGGCCACCAGGGAAAAGAACCAUUUACGAGCAUGGACCAGGAUGAUGACAAGAGAUUUCACUUACAGAGAGCUUGAGGAGGCAACUAAUGGGUUCAACGAGGAAGUGGGCAGGGGAACUUCUGGUAUAGUCUAUAAAGGGUACCUACAUGGUGAGUUUGACACCAGCAUCGCAGUCAAGAAGAUCAUCCAUAGGAUCCCACAAGAGACAGAAAAGGAGUUCACAAUGGAGGUUCAAACAAUUGGGCACACACUCCACAAGAACUUAGUCCAGCUAUUGGGAUUCUGCUAUGAAGGAUCUGAAAGCCUGGUGUAUCCGUUCAUGCCCAAUGGCUGUCUUACUAAGUUCCUCUUUAGUGGCAAGAGGCCAUCAUGGGACCUCCGAGUUGAUAUUGCCCAUGGGGUGGCAAGAGGACUGCUCUACUUGCAUGAGGAGUGUGGUAAGCGGAUCAUACACUGUGACAUAAAGCCUGAGAACAUCCUUCUUGAUGACAACUUUAUAGCAAAGAUAUCAGACUUUGGCAUAGCGAAGCUGCUGAAAGCCGAGCAGACAAAAACUAGCACUGGAAUCCGAGGUACCCGAGGAUACUUUGCUCCAGAGUGGUUCAAGAACGUGAGAAUCUCCAGUAAAGUAGAUGUGUACAGCUUUGGUAUAGUCCUUCUGGAGUAUGCUGCAGGCGGAAUGUAG